Molecule: messenger RNA, 1369 nt
Organism: Ixodes scapularis (black-legged tick)
Lineage: Eukaryota; Metazoa; Arthropoda; Arachnida; Ixodida; Ixodidae
Exons: 3
Coding region: 1-1320 (439 amino acids)
Source: RefSeq, a predicted model, not a curated record
AUGGCAUACCGUCAACAAAGGAGCGCCGACCAACUCAAUCAGCAAAGAGAACCAGCGGAGUUCUUCUGCGUCAAUGAAAAGGUUUACGUCAAAACAACGCGAGGAGAAGCCGAAUCAUGGCAGGAGGAAAUCAUAGAACAAGUCGCCAGCCCCGCUACGUACCUCGUAAGAGUAAAAGACAACGUGCGAUUCACCCAUUCUGACCACUUGCAGAAACGAUGGUGUAUUGCACCGAGACCACCUUUUACAUCAGGUCAACACGUUACAGCGAUCCCGGACAGCCGACCCGAUGAUCAACGCAACCCCUGGAAGCACAGCCAGCCAACAGAGGCCAGUUGUGCAGGUGAAGAGGUGCACGACCGUGCCCUAUCAUCAGCACAAGAACCUCAACUUCUUAACCAGGGAUCACCGUACUCCGAUAGCCAAGCCGAAGGCAAGAAGAAGUCAUCACUAGCAACCUCAUCUAAUGGCGUUGCAGACUUCGUUGGUUUCAGACGGCUCCAGGCAACGCCGGAAAAGCGACGUCCACCGCCGCAAGGGUUCAAGGUGAAGCACCGGCACCGCGGCGAAGCAACCGCAACCGGCGACCUCCCGACAACUACCAACCAAGCCGAUGAUUACAGAGCGAAGGCCAAGGUGACUGCGACCGCCGGACCUGUGCUGUACGGCGCAACGAAGAGCUCAGCAAAGCGACCAACCGUGGUAUAUAGUCAGUGGGUCCACAAUGGGCAGGCCUCUUCGUACCAGACGACCACCGUUGAAAGAAAGACCGAGCACAAGAAGACAGCCACCUGGCACGUUGAAAAUGGUUUCGGUUAUUCCGGCUCCGUGACAGCCAGUGCCCAUUCGUUUAUUGUGAACAUUGAAACCAAGCACCAAAUAAGCUUAGACUUGAAAAAGGGAUCUCGUGAAGAAGUCUCUGACACCGAGACAUUCUCCGUAAAUCAGGUCGUCAAAGUGCCUCCGAUGAAGUCCGUCAAGAUUGACUGGAUCAUCACAGAUGCCGUGCAGGAAGUUCCUUGGACAUCGACAGUGACCGUAACCGGACAUUUCGCUAUCAAGUUCACGGAGAAACUCGGAGGUUCUUUCGUGUGGUAUUACAACCUCCCGUAUCUCAAAGAUCCCCGUAUUAAGUUUACAGGAAUGGAGACGCUCCUAUACACUGCUAAAGGAACGUUUACUGCAGUCCAGGGACACGAGGCUCACCUUCGCGUCACAGAGCACGAUUAUCAGGCGUACGGAGGAAGAUCUUCUGCAGUCAGGACAUACAUCAUUCCUUUGAGCCUGACACCGCAUACGCCUGCGGCGAAGACUCUGUGAUACUUCAAAUCUUUUUCAUCGGAGAAAAAUAAAUAAUCUUAUUAGGGAG